Molecule: messenger RNA, 1567 nt
Organism: Trifolium pratense (red clover)
Lineage: Eukaryota; Viridiplantae; Streptophyta; Magnoliopsida; Fabales; Fabaceae
Product: protein phosphatase methylesterase 1
Exons: 12
Coding region: 174-1211 (345 amino acids)
Biological process (GO): protein demethylation
Molecular function (GO): protein methylesterase activity
Source: RefSeq, a predicted model, not a curated record
AGGAGUAAAUAGAAAAGUAAGUUUGGUGGUUUUACAAAAAAGAAAAAGAAAAAGAAAAUAUAGAAGUGUUGUCGUGCUUCCGUUUCACAACACAUUCUACAAUCUGCAAUAGUAGUGAAUUCAACCUCGUAGAUCAAUCGAUCGAUUGAUACGUCUAAUAGAAAGAGAUUGCGAUGGAUUCUUCUCACAUGACAUCACUUCCCGAAGACAUCACCGACGAUCAACCUCCACAACCAGCUUCCGUUUUCGCUUCCGUCCCUCAACGUCCACCAACUAAGAGUUCUUCGGAAAAAUACAUACCCUUAGAUUGGUCUGUUUAUUUUGAUAAAGAAGAUGAUGUUGCUAUUCCUGAAUCAAAUGAUGUUUUUCAUGUUUACAUGGCAGGAACUGAGGGUCCUGUUGUUUUCUGUUUACAUGGUGGUGGUUAUUCUGGACUUUCGUUUGCUGUGUCAACUGGUAUAAUUAAGGAGAAAGCUAGGGUGGUUGCGAUGGACUUGAGAGGUCAUGGAAAAUCAGUGACAGAUAAUGAUGUUGACUUAUCUGUUGAGACCAUGUGCAAUGAUGUAUUGGCUGUUAUAAAGGAAUUAUAUGGCGAUUCUCCUCCUGCCAUUAUCCUCGUUGGUCACAGCAUGGGGGGGUCGAUUGCUGUGCAUGUUGCGGCAAGGAGAUCAUUGUCAAAUUUGGCUGGGUUGAUUGUUGUGGACGUUGUAGAGGGAACAGCAAUGGCUUCACUAAUUCACAUGCAGAAAAUCCUAUCAAAUAGGAUGCAACAUUUUUCAAGCAUCGAAAAAGCUAUUGAAUGGAGUGUCAGAGCUGGCACUUUAAGAAAUGUUGAUUCUGCUCGCGUAUCAGUCCCUGCCACAAUAAAAUAUGAUGAUUCAAGGAAAUGUUAUGUUUAUCGAACAGAGCUGGAAAAGACUGAACAAUAUUGGAAAGGCUGGUACGAAGGUCUCUCUGAUAAAUUUUUGUCAAGUCCUGUUCCGAAGAUGUUGUUAUUAGCAGGAACAGAUAGAUUGGACAAGUCUCUCACAAUUGGUCAAAUGCAAGGAAAGUUUCAGAUGAUUGUUGUCCGACACACAGGGCAUGCUAUUCAGGAAGAUGUACCUGAUGAAUUUGCAACUCUGGUUAUCAACUUUAUUUCUCGUAACCAAAUAGGCCCUAAUGGAGUUGUGAUACCUGGCCUCCGCAAGGCUGCCUUUUCAAAACCAUGAAUUGGGUGUAGAUAAAACCAAGAAUGGCUACUGCUGCAGGGUGAUAAUGGUUUUCUUAUCUGACAUUUCUUUAGUUCUAGUGUUAUUAUGAAUGCUUACAUGUUUUGGUAGGUGGAGCUAGUAUAUGUUUUAGAUUAUGAUAUGGUGAAUGUAUUAUUACCCCAAUUAAUCUAGGCAUCUCAUAUCAAGGUACAAUGGAAGAAAAGCUUAAUUUGUAUUAGGUUCUAGAUUAUAAGGUACAAUGGAAAAAAGGCUUGGUUUCUGGCAGGUUCUAGAUUAUAAGAGUUAUUUAAUUACAAUAACUUAUGGUUCUUUAUUUAUGAAAACUCUUAUUGCUUAAAAAAAAAUCUUUACUA